GAAAAAAGAAAGAAAGGAAGAAAGAAAGAAAGAAAGGCGAAAGAGCGAUCAAACGCGUUGUUAAAGGAUCGCGAACUGCUCGCUCGAUCCGACGUACGCUCGGAAGAUCUCUAUUAAACGAGAAAGCAACGGAAUAAAGAGCGUUGUCAGAAACCCUUUUCAAAUAUCAUUCUAGCCUAGUCCUAAAUUCCUCCCUAUUGUUCGCCCCUACCUUCGUUAGGUAAAUUAGAAAACCGAGAGGGGGAGGGAAGAUUUUUCUUCGAAGCUGCUCGGCUCAAUUGGGCUCAAUUCCAUUUCCCUCGUUCAAAUACUCAGCUCGCGUAUAAUAAAUCUUCCAACUCUUUGAGAAGAAUUAAUAAAGGAAGAGAGACGUCGUCGAAAAACGUCGGUUUACACGUAUAUUUCCACUUCCCUCCCUCAUCCCCCAUUUCCGUUUCAACGGGAUCAAUUCAAAGGAGUUUGUAAUUAAUCUCGAAGAUCGACGGGCUCGAUCUCUGCGAUCGUUCGUUGCAAUCUCGAAGAUCGCGCGUGAAACGUAAACGUAACGCGUAGAUAAUGCUGGGAGGUUUCCUCUCGCGUGGGAAACUUGGCAGAAAAUUUGGAAAAACGGGAAAAAAGGGGAGGGAAAGAGGCGGAGGCGGAGAGAUGGUGGUGCAGAAGCGGCGCCCUUUUUCCUCCUGCCGAGUGCAACGAACAGAAGCUGCGCCGUUGGGGCGGCGUUGAAAACGCGCAGCCACCCUCGACCCUCGGCCGGUGCAUGCGCAAUGGCGUAUCGAUCCCGGAGAAUCCGAGAUGCACGUAACAUCAUCCAGUGGUCCAUUGGCUGUUUACAGAAUACCAUUUCUCCGUUCGGACGCCGCGCCGUUUCUCGACCAUCGCCGACGUUUCAACCAACGAAACGACGGGACGACGCGUCACAGUGAUGCGAGACCGUCGCGUUCCCGAUCGCCGACCGACCACACGAAUCGUCAACGUUUCGAGGGGAUCGAAUCGGGGAAGCGGUUCGUUAUGAAACACGUCGGCAGACACGAGAUCGACUCUCGUGAGGGGAAGAGCACUCGAGGAGAUUGAACGGAAGAUGCCGAUCGGAUCAGAAUCCGGAAACUAGCUACGCUACCAUUUAAAAUGAUACUUCAGGCGAUCAUCUUGAUCCUCUCCGCAAGGAUAUGCCACGGCAAUCCGGACGCGAAGAGGCUGUACGACGAUUUGCUGUCGAAUUACAAUCGGCUGAUACGCCCCGUUUCGAAUAACAACGAGACCGUGGUCGUUAAACUAGGACUUCGCCUGUCCCAACUGAUCGAUCUCAACUUGAAGGAUCAAAUUCUCACGACAAACGUUUGGCUCGAGCACGAAUGGCAGGAUCACAAGUUUCAGUGGGAUCCGGCAGAGUACGGAGGUGUCACCGAACUCUACGUACCAAGCGAGCACAUAUGGCUUCCCGACAUUGUCCUCUACAAUAACGCGGACGGGGAGUACGGAGUCACCACGAUGACCAAAGCUAUCCUACAUUACACGGGGAAGGUACUAUGGACACCUCCAGCUAUCUUCAAAUCCUCGUGCGAGAUAGACGUUCGAUAUUUUCCGUUCGAUCAACAAACUUGCUUCAUGAAGUUCGGUUCGUGGACUUACGACGGUAUUCAGAUCGACUUGAAACACAUCAAUCAAAACACGGGAGACAAAGUCGAGAUCGGGAUCGAUCUUCGCGAGUACUACCCUAGCGUCGAGUGGGACAUACUGGGGGUUCCAGCUGAACGGCACAAGAAAUACUACCCGUGUUGCGACGAGCCCUAUCCCGACAUCUUCUUCAACAUCACCCUGCGCCGAAAAACGCUGUUCUACACGGUGAAUUUGAUCGUCCCGUGCGUGAGCAUCUCGUAUUUAUCGGUGCUCGCGUUCUACUUGCCCGCCGACUCCGGCGAGAAAAUCGCCCUCUGCAUCAACAUCCUACUAUCCCAAACGAUGUUCUUCCUCUUAAUAUCGGAGAUCAUACCAUCCACCUCCUUGGCGCUGCCUCUGCUCGGCAAAUACCUGCUGUUCACCAUGAUCCUCGUCGGCCUCUCGGUGGUCAUAACGAUCGUUAUAUUAAACGUUCAUUACCGAAAGCCGAGCACCCAUAAAAUGGCCCCUUGGGUGAGGAAGAUCUUCAUAAGGAGAUUACCGAAACUUCUUUUAAUGAGGGUGCCCGACGAUCUGUUGAACGAUCUUGCCGCCCAUAAAAUGCACGGCAGAGGGAGAUCCGGGAAAAAGAGCAAAUUCAACGCCGCUGUCGCUGCCGCCGUGCAAUCGUCCUCGAUAGUCUCGUCCCCCGAUUCCGCGCGUCAUCAACGAAUCGGCGGAUGCAACGGACUGCACACGACAACCGCGCAUAACAGAUUCUUGGGGGGGAUCGGUGGAUACAACGGACUUCCCACGGUGAUGUCCGGGUUGGACGAGUCCCUGAGCGACGUGACGCCCAGGAAAAAAUAUCCUUUCGAGCUCGAGAAGGCUUUGCACAACGUGAUGUUCAUUCAACACCACAUACAACGGCAAGACGAGUUCAACGCGGAAGAUCAGGAUUGGGGUUUCGUAGCGAUGGUUCUCGACAGACUUUUCCUCUGGAUCUUCACUAUAGCUUCGAUCGUUGGCACGUUCAUCAUUCUCUGCGAGGCACCGGCCCUUCGCGACAACACCAAACCGAUCGACAUGGAGUAUUCCUCCGUGGCCCAGCAACAAUUCCUUCCUCACGAUGAUUUUUUGGAAACUCUCGUGUAGAGAAGUGUAGUAGAGAAAGGAUGCCGAUAUAUCUCUUAUUAAAAACUUUAUCAUAGUACAAUUUCGCGUCAAUCAAAGAUUUUUUCCUUCACUUUCUUGUUUCUCAACUCGUCGCGAGACGCAUUUGUCCAACCGCGAAUCAAUCACCCUUGGCUGCAUACUUUACAUACAGUUUUAUUAGAAGAUGUAAGAUUUUCGAUAUCUAAAAAUGUCUAAAAGUACUCGACCGUAUAUAGUACUUACGCGCACACGACGAUUAAGUGCUCUUGAAUCAACAAUAAACGUGUUAACCGUUCAGCUAAACAAAAAAAUAAAAAAAUAAAGAAAAAGAAAAAAAAAGGUUGCAAUAUUACUUGUAGAAAUUUUGUAUCGAUUUUGAAUCGUAGAACGUACAAAACGGAGUAUCAAUUGCCCAUCAAAGUCUAUAAUAAGUACGUAUAUAGGGAGAAACAUUUUCUGCUCGAAUCGAUAUCUUCCCGAUGAGCGAUCAAGGAAAUUGUUAUAUAGCGUAUACAUAAUUUUUUCAACUAUUAAAAAAUAUAAAAUCAAUCUUUUUCAUUAAACGUUUUCAAGAAAACGAAAUAUAUAUAUAUAUUCGGACUCGUUCGAUAUCUUGUAUGACUAUAAAAAUUAAAUAAACGACAAUUAUAAUGCA
This is a messenger RNA of Apis cerana (Asiatic honeybee), 3406 nucleotides long. RefSeq names its product nicotinic acetylcholine receptor alpha2 (gene nAChRalpha2). Gene Ontology annotation, biological process: monoatomic ion transmembrane transport. Gene Ontology annotation, molecular function: acetylcholine-gated monoatomic cation-selective channel activity; transmembrane signaling receptor activity. The record is from RefSeq and is a predicted model, not a curated record. Gene Ontology annotation, cellular component: postsynaptic membrane. Lineage: Eukaryota; Metazoa; Arthropoda; Insecta; Hymenoptera; Apidae.